Arabidopsis thaliana (thale cress) is the source of this 3530-nucleotide messenger RNA. Its product is annotated as Pentatricopeptide repeat (PPR) superfamily protein. Bases 124 to 2523 code for a protein of 799 amino acids. The record is from RefSeq and is marked reviewed. NCBI's taxonomy places the organism in Eukaryota, Viridiplantae, Streptophyta, Magnoliopsida, Brassicales, Brassicaceae. Gene Ontology annotation, cellular component: mitochondrion. The transcript is spliced from 2 exons.
CCAAUUUUAGACUUACUAGCUAAUUUAAAUGGAUCGGAGUGUUCUGACCAAUGUUAUGGGUUUAGGGUUUAAAGAUUCUCUCAUCUUCUUCGAUUACUCUGUCAAUCAAAUCCGCCAUUUUUGAUGCGGUUUUCUCCAACCUUCUUCUUACUCUCACAAUUGCGAUUGACUCGACGAAGAGCAGCCACCUCUUCGCGUUUCUACGCCGUCUCUGCUCUCAACAAUCCUAAUAAUCUCUCAGACUCUGAGCAGCAGCAGGUGAAUCAUCUUAAUCUCUCCAAGCUUACUCAACAUGGUCUUCAGCGACUCCUGAAUAGUACCAGAGAUGACCCAAAUCUCGCUUUGUCGUUUUUGCGACAGCUUAAGGAACAUGGUGUGUCCCCUAAUGUCAAUGCUUACGCAACUCUUGUCAGAAUUCUUACUACUUGGGGUUUGGACAUCAAGUUAGAUUCUGUUUUAGUUGAACUAAUUAAGAACGAGGAGCGUGGUUUCACUGUAAUGGAUUUGAUUGAAGUUAUUGGUGAACAAGCUGAGGAAAAGAAACGAUCAUUUGUUUUGAUUCGAGUCUCUGGUGCUUUGGUUAAAGCUUAUGUUAGUCUUGGUAUGUUCGACGAAGCUACCGAUGUUUUGUUUCAGAGUAAACGGUUGGAUUGUGUUGUCGAUAUAAAGGCGUGUAAUUUCUUGAUGAAUCGUAUGACUGAGUUUGGGAAAAUUGGUAUGCUGAUGACUUUGUUUAAGCAACUUAAGCAGUUAGGGUUGUGUGCAAAUGAGUACACGUAUGCUAUUGUGGUUAAGGCGUUGUGUAGGAAAGGUAAUUUAGAAGAAGCAGCUAUGUUGCUUAUCGAAAAUGAGAGUGUGUUUGGUUAUAAGACUUUCAUUAACGGACUUUGUGUUACUGGAGAGACAGAGAAAGCUGUUGCUUUGAUCUUAGAGCUGAUAGAUAGGAAAUAUCUGGCUGGUGAUGACCUCAGAGCUGUGCUUGGUAUGGUGGUUCGCGGUUUCUGUAAUGAGAUGAAAAUGAAAGCUGCUGAAAGUGUUAUUAUUGAAAUGGAGGAAAUUGGGUUUGGUCUUGAUGUUUAUGCUUGUUUAGCGGUGAUUGAUCGAUAUUGUAAGAACAUGAAUUUACCUGAAGCAUUGGGGUUUUUAGAUAAAAUGUUGGGAAAAGGAUUGAAAGUAAAUUGUGUGAUUGUUAGUUUGAUUCUUCAGUGUUAUUGUAAGAUGGACAUGUGUUUGGAAGCAUUAGAAAAGUUUAAAGAAUUUAGAGACAUGAACAUUUUCCUUGACAGAGUUUGUUACAAUGUCGCGUUUGAUGCGUUGAGCAAGCUGGGGAGAGUGGAAGAAGCUUUUGAGCUGCUACAAGAAAUGAAGGAUAGAGGAAUUGUUCCUGAUGUCAUCAACUACACAACUCUGAUAGAUGGCUAUUGCCUUCAAGGUAAAGUUGUUGAUGCCCUUGAUUUGAUUGACGAAAUGAUAGGAAAUGGUAUGUCGCCUGAUUUAAUCACAUACAACGUGCUUGUCAGUGGAUUGGCCAGAAAUGGUCAUGAGGAAGAGGUACUUGAAAUUUAUGAAAGAAUGAAAGCUGAAGGUCCAAAGCCCAAUGCUGUCACUAACAGUGUGAUCAUUGAAGGCUUGUGUUUUGCACGUAAAGUAAAAGAAGCCGAAGAUUUCUUCAGUAGUUUAGAGCAAAAAUGUCCAGAAAAUAAAGCCAGUUUUGUGAAAGGUUACUGUGAAGCUGGCCUUUCUAAAAAGGCAUAUAAAGCAUUCGUUAGAUUGGAAUACCCUCUGCGCAAAAGUGUGUACAUCAAACUAUUCUUUAGUCUCUGCAUCGAGGGUUAUCUCGAGAAAGCUCAUGACGUACUGAAGAAAAUGUCAGCUUAUCGAGUUGAACCUGGGAGGAGCAUGUGUGGCAAAAUGAUUGGGGCAUUUUGUAAGUUAAAUAAUGUGAGAGAGGCCCAAGUGUUAUUUGACACGAUGGUUGAGAGAGGACUCAUCCCUGAUCUGUUUACUUAUACAAUCAUGAUUCACACCUACUGUAGGCUAAAUGAGUUACAGAAAGCCGAGUCUCUUUUUGAGGACAUGAAGCAGAGAGGAAUCAAACCUGAUGUGGUAACAUACACAGUUUUGCUUGAUAGGUAUCUGAAGUUGGAUCCAGAGCAUCAUGAAACAUGUUCUGUUCAAGGAGAAGUGGGAAAAAGAAAAGCUUCAGAAGUUUUGAGAGAAUUUUCAGCUGCUGGUAUUGGACUAGAUGUUGUAUGCUAUACAGUUUUGAUAGAUCGUCAGUGCAAGAUGAACAAUUUAGAACAAGCCGCUGAACUUUUUGAUCGAAUGAUAGACAGCGGGUUGGAGCCUGAUAUGGUGGCAUACACAACUCUAAUAUCCAGUUAUUUUCGCAAAGGAUACAUAGACAUGGCAGUCACACUUGUUACCGAACUGUCAAAAAAGUAUAAUAUACCGAGUGAAAGUUUUGAGGCUGCAGUUAAAAGUGCUGCUUUGAAGGCAAAGAGAUUUCAAUAUGGGGAAUGAAGGGUUAUAAUGAGUGUAAAUCUUGAACGUCAAGUGUGACUUUGGUGAUCUCUAUCAUACAUGGUCUAUGCAUCAGAUCUGGAGGUAAAAGGUAGAAUUCAGCACAUUGAGAAGAAUCUUUGGAUCUGCAUCUGCGUGAAGGAGUGAUUUUUGAAGAAUGUUUAUGAAAAUGCGCUUCUUACCUGACUUUACUCUGGUAAGAGUUGUUUCUUCUCCCAACAGUGGCCAAAGCACAAACUCCAAGUGGAUGCAGUUCGUUGAGAAUGUGAAGGAUCAAGUCAACAAUGCUUAUUCUGGUUAGUUCAAAUGCUGCUUUUAUCUAUUAUAAUCAAGUUUAUCGACCAGAUGGUUUCUAUCAUAGGAGUGAUUGUAUAUUCAAUGCCAUAACCAAACCAAAGGACAUAUCCGUAAUCCUGAAGCAUGAGUAAUCACCAAGUACUAAUAACUAUGCAUAACCUCCCAAAAUGGUCUCGAUUUUUCACUGUCACGUAUACUGCAAUAAAAAGAAUAUUAAUGUGGAAGAUCAGUUUCUGCUUGUGAGUACAAUAAAGGCAUUCCGAGUUUGUGAAUGCUGCAACCUGAGUCAUGGAUCAAAGACUUGAUUUGGUGAUGAAGGACCAGGCAAAAAACCCUAGGCCUGGAAAGGAAAAGCUAUGUCCUCCAAAUGGUCAUUUAUGAGCUCUGUUUGUCAGGACGAGAUUGCUGAUUUUGAUAUGUGAACUCAAAGAUGAGACUUGUGUUUGCUAAAUCUACAGAAGGGGAAUGAAGAUGUCGCGCUGUUGAAAGAGAUUGAAAGACAGAGAGAGAGGCUGCGCGCAGAAUUCCUGCAUAAAUAUUAACUGGCAGCUGUCUGAUUAUCAGCUAUCUAAAUUCUAAACAAUGGUUAUAGGACGACGAUACAUCAUUCAUGGUCUCCUUGUCGUUUGAUGUCUUUGUGACUUUUAGCUCCAAUAAAUUUCAAUUACUCUGUUUGUAAUGCCUGUGAUGAUAUAAUAAUACGACUUGUG